UUCUCUGCAUGUAUAAAUCGAAGGGGCCAAUUAGAAGCUGAUCUGCAUCAUUUAGACCUAGCAACCUUAAUUAAUCACGUACGAGGAAAAAGAAGGGCAAUGGAUUCAGAGAAAAGCAAGAUAUUGAUAUUUGGAGCUACUGGGUAUCUAGGUCAAUACCUGAUCAAGGCUAGCUUGUUUCUGGGUCACCCUACCUUUGCUUUUGUUCGCCCACUCAACCCUAAUGAUACCCUUUCUUCAAAGCUGCUGCUUCACAAGCAAUUCCAGUCCAUGGGUGUCACUGUGUUUCAAGGAGAAUUGGAGGAGCAUGAGAAGCUUGUUUCAGUGCUUAAACAAGUAGAUGUGGUGAUUUCUACUCUUGCUGUUCCUCAACACCUUGACCAGCUCAAGAUUAUCUCUGCCAUGAAAGAAGCUGGAAAUAUAAAGAGAUUCGUUCCUUCAGAAUUUGGCAACGAAGUUGACAGAGUGAGUGGGCUGCCGCCGUUUGAAGCUCUCCUGGCAAAUAAAAGGAGAAUCAGAAGGGCAACAGAAGAAGCAGGAGUUCCAUACACUUACGUAUCUGCAAACUCAUUUGCUGCAUAUUUUAUCGAUUAUCUUUUUCGUCCACAUGAAAUGCCAGACCAGAUUGUUGUUUACGGCAAAGGUGACGCUAUGGCUGUGUUGAAUUAUGAGGAAGACGUAGCAGCUUAUACAGUAAGAGCAGCAACAGAUCCAAGAGUGGCCAAUCGUGUUAUAAUCUACAGGCCACCAGGAAAUAUAGUUUCUCAGUUAGAUUUAAUAUCUUCAUGGGAGAAGAAGAGUGGACGAACUUUCAAAAAGAUUCAUGUUCCUGAGGAAGAAAUCAUCAAGCUUUCUGAGACCUUGAGAUUCCCAGAAAACAUCCCAGUAUCUAUUCUGCAUAAUAUAUUCAUCAAAGGUGAUCAGAUGAGCUUUGAACUCACAGCAGAUGAUCUUGAAGCUUCCAAGUUAUAUCCUGACCACAAGUACACUCCAGUUGAUAGCCUCCUUGAUCUUUUCUUGAUUAAUCCUCCUAAGCCUAAACGAGCAGCAUUUGCUUGACCAUUGCUGCAAUGCAAGAAUAAAAUCUUAAUAUUUCUGU
Molecule: messenger RNA, 1099 nt
Organism: Manihot esculenta (cassava)
Lineage: Eukaryota; Viridiplantae; Streptophyta; Magnoliopsida; Malpighiales; Euphorbiaceae
Product: isoeugenol synthase 1
Exons: 5
Coding region: 100-1059 (319 amino acids)
Molecular function (GO): oxidoreductase activity
Source: RefSeq, a predicted model, not a curated record